This is a messenger RNA of Pseudopodoces humilis (Tibetan ground-tit), 4914 nucleotides long. The record is from RefSeq and is a predicted model, not a curated record. Lineage: Eukaryota; Metazoa; Chordata; Aves; Passeriformes; Paridae.
GGCUCGGGGCGGGAGGCGGCGGGCGGUCGCGGGACGGCGGGCAGCGCCCUUCGGUGGCAGAGGACAAAAUGGCCAAAAUGGAGGUCAAGACAUCGCUUUUAGACGACAUGAUAGGGGUGGGAGAUAUGGUUCUCCUAGAGCCACUUAAUGAAGAUUCCUUCAUCAAUAACCUGAAGAAGCGCUUUGAUCACAAUGAGGUUUAUACAUACAUUGGCAGCGUGGUGAUAUCAAUAAACCCCUACAGAUCUCUACCCAUUUAUAAUCCAGAGAAAGUGGAAGAGUACAGAAACCGAAACUUUUAUGAACUCAGUCCUCACAUCUUUGCUCUGGCUGAUGAAGCUUACAGGUCUUUAAGGGACCAAGACAAAGACCAAUGCAUCCUUAUUACAGGAGAGAGUGGAGCUGGGAAAACAGAGGCAAGCAAACUUGUCAUGUCAUAUGUAGCUGCUGUGUGUGGAAAAGGGGCAGAGGUUAAUCAAGUAAAAGAACAACUUUUGCAGUCAAAUCCAGUCCUUGAAGCUUUUGGAAAUGCCAAAACUGUGCGGAAUGACAACUCCUCUAGAUUUGGAAAAUACAUGGAUAUCGAGUUUGAUUUCAAGGGUGACCCACUUGGGGGAGUUAUAAGCAACUAUCUGCUAGAGAAGUCUCGUGUUGUGAAGCAGCCAAGGGGUGAAAGAAACUUCCACAUUUUCUAUCAGAUCCUGUCUGGUGCAUCGGAAGAGUUUCUCUGCAAACUCAAGCUGGAGAGGGACUUCAGCAGAUACAACUACCUGGGCCUUGAUUCUGCCAGAGUGAAUGGAGUGGAUGAUGCUUCAAACUUCAGAACAGUCAGGAAUGCAAUGCAGAUUGUUGGGUUUAUGGAUCAUGAAACACAGUCGAUUUUUGAAGUAGUGGCAGCCGUUCUGAAAUUGGGAAAUAUCGAAUUUAAGCCUGAAUCUCGUGCAAAUGGCCUAGAUGAAAGUAAAAUCAAAGAUAAAAAUGAACUCAAGGAAAUCUGUGAGUUGACAGGUAUAGACCAGUCUGUACUGGAGAGAGCUUUCAGCUUCCGGACAGUUGAGGCCAAACAAGAGAAAGUUUCAACAACACUCAAUGUGGCUCAGGCCUAUUAUGCCCGUGAUGCUCUGGCUAAGAAUUUAUACAGUCGGCUGUUCUCCUGGCUUGUUACCAGGAUUAAUGAGAGCAUUAAGGCACAAACAAAAGUGAGAAAGAAGGUAAUGGGGGUGCUGGACAUCUAUGGCUUUGAAAUUUUUGAGAAUGCAGACAACAGCUUUGAACAAUUCAUUAUCAACUACUGUAAUGAGAAGUUGCAGCAGAUCUUCAUUGAACUUACCCUCAAAGAAGAGCAGGAGGAAUACAUCCGAGAGGGGAUUGAAUGGACUCAUAUUGAAUAUUUCAACAAUGCUAUAAUUUGUGACCUAAUAGAAAACAACCAAACUGGAAUCCUGGCCAUGCUGGAUGAAGAAUGCCUGAGACCGGGAACUGUUACCGAUGACACCUUUUUAGAAAAACUGAACCAGGUCUGUGCCACUCACCAGCAUUUUGAGAGCAGGAUGAGCAAGUGCUCCCGGUUCCUCAAUGACACCUCCCUGCCUCACAGCUGCUUCAGGAUUCAGCAUUACGCUGGCAAGGUUAUGUACCAGGUGGAAGGAUUUGUUGACAAAAAUAAUGAUCUUCUGUACCGUGACCUCUCCCAGGCCAUGUGGAAGGCCAACCACUCCCUUAUCAAAGCACUGUUCCCAGAAGGAAACCCUGCUAAGAUCAAUCUGAAGAGACCACCAACGGCAGGUUCACAGUUCAAGGCUUCAGUUGCUACCCUGAUGAAAAAUCUCCAGACAAAAAAUCCAAACUACAUCAGGUGUAUCAAGCCCAAUGACAAAAAGGCUGCACACAUUUUCAACGAAGCCCUGGUGUGCCACCAGAUCCGGUACCUCGGGCUCCUGGAGAACGUGCGGGUCAGGAGAGCGGGCUACGCCUUCCGGCAGCCCUACGAGCCCUGCCUGGAGAGGUACAAAAUGCUCUGCAAGCAGACCUGGCCCCACUGGAGAGGGCCAGCCAGAGCUGGAGUAGAGGUGCUGUUUAAUGAAUUGGGAAUCCCUGAAGAUGAAUUUUCAUUCGGUAGAUCAAAGAUAUUCAUCCGCAACCCAAGAACACUCUUCAAACUAGAAGACCUGAGAAAGCAGCGUUUGGAGGACUUGGCUACUCUAAUUGAAAAGAUUUACAGAGGCUGGAAAUGCCGUACUCGUUUCUUGUUGAUGAAAAAAUGCCAGAUUGUGAUCGCUUCCUGGUACAGGAGAUAUGCACAACAAAAAAAAUACCAGAGGAUAAAGAGUUCGGCUAUUACAGUACAGUCGUACAUCAGAGGGUGGAAGGCUCGGAAAGUUCUUCGGGAACUCAAGCAUCUGAAGCGUUGUAAUGAGGCUGCCACAGUAAUUGCUGCUUAUUGGCAUGGUACCCAGGCUCGGAGGGAGUUGAAACGCUUGAAGGAGGAGGCUAGGCGUAAGCAUGCUGUGGCAGUCAUUUGGGCUUACUGGCUUGGACUGAAGGUCCGUAGAGAAUACAGGAAAUUCUUCAGAGCCAAUGCUGGAAGAAAAAUUUAUGAAUUUACCCUUCAGAGACUCAUGCAAAAAUACUUCUUGGAAAUGAAGAAUAAGAUGCCUUCUUUAUCACCAAUAGAUAAAAACUGGCCAGCGAGGCCUUACCUUUUCUUGGAUUCAACUCACAAGGAACUAAAGAGGAUUUUCCAUUUGUGGAGGUGUAAAAAGUACAGAGAUCAGUUCACAGAUCAGCAGAAGCUUAUAUAUGAAGAGAAACUGGAAGCAAGUGAACUUUUCAAGGACAAGAAGGCUUUAUAUCCAGCCAGUGUUGGGCAGCCAUUCCAAGGGGCUUACUUGGAGAUCAGUGAGAACCCCAAGUACAAAAAACUCAAAGAUGCCGUGGAUGAAAAGAUCAUUAUUGCAGAAGUUGUGAAUAAGAUCAAUAGAGCCAAUGGGAAGGCUGCAUCCAGGAUUUUCUUAUUAACCAAAAAUAAUGUUCUUCUUGCGGAUCAAAAGUCUGGGACUAUCAAGUCAGAGGUCCCACUGGGAGAUGUUACCAAAGUGUCCAUGAGCUCCCAAAAUGAUGGAUUCUUUGCAGUGCACCUCAAGGAGGGUUCAGAAGCCGCCAGUAAAGGAGAUUUCCUGCUCAGCAGCGAUCACCUUAUUGAAAUGGCCACUAAACUUUACCGCACUACUCUCAGCCAAACCAAACAGAAGCUCAACAUUGAGAUAUCUGAUGAGUUCCUGGUCCAGUUCAAACAAGACAAAGUGUGUGUGAAGUUCAUACAAGGCAGCCAGAAAAACGGCAACAUCCCAACUUGCAAGCGAAAAAACAAUCGGCUUCUCGAAGUGGCCGUCCCUUAACUGCAGCUGGUGACUCUCCCUUUCAUGGACUUGUUUCUUUGUAAUUGUGCAAUUUUAGUGGUUUGGUUUUGCUAUUUUUAUCCCUUUCUGGAGCUGUUGAUGGCUAAUAGCUUUAGAAACCCUUGGCAAAACAUUUGAUCGAUUGACUUUGACAUCUUUUCGUUCAUGCCAGAGUUUUAACCUUCAAAACUUCAGAUUUUUAUCCAGUGAGGCAUUUUUACCAGCUGGCACAUAUCUGUCAUACAACCAAUCAUCCUCUUUGUUUAGCAGCCAUAUUUUAGUGCAGCAUAUCAUAAACCCACAUAUUAAUGAUAACUUACUCGUAUUCCUUAGUCUAGAGAUCUGCUUAACAGGAAUUAUACACGGCCUUGAUGCUGGGUGGCCAUUUGUGCCCGGUGUCCUUUUAUCCCAAGCUGUCCAAGGUGUCUGACAGGCUCCUCCUGUCCUGCCCCUGUGCAGAGCAGAGCCUGAUAAAACAACUCCUGCAGCUCACACUAGGACCUAUGUAACUCAACCUUCCCGUCAGUACAGCACAGAGACAUCUAAUUCUACAAAAUAGAAGGAAUAGAUGAUUGCACAAGCAGCUACAUGCAUAAUUUUAUAGUAAAACAUGCAGAAAUUUCGAAACAGCGUUGUUAAUUAGGUCAUAUGUUGUUAAUGACUUUAUAAAGUAGAGAUCAGAGGAAUUAAAGAAGCUUUUUCUUUUUUUCAUGGAAGCUAUAAAGUUCAAGGCAUAUUUUCUGUUCUGCUUUUAAAUUAUGAGUUAAGAUUAGAGCCUGAAAAAUGCAAUAAUAUUCAUAACACAAGUAAAUGCUAGUUAUUUAAACAGGUAGUUAUCAAGUGAAAGGCUUGAGCCUUUCUUUUAAAUAUUGGCAUGUACAAUGUGCAAUAAAACAUACGUGACAUUUUGUGAGAUUAUUUAUAAUACACUUUUGUGUGGAAGAGAGAGGAUUGGUGCAGACUGCAUAGACAAUGUAGGGGUUAAAAUAGAACUGUGUUGUUAAUUUGCAAUUUUUAGAGUGUACACUACAGUUGUCAAUUUGGGAAGAAUACUUAGAAUUAAAAAAAUAAAAAAAAAAAUCCUUAAUUUGGGGUCUGUAUAUAAAUUGGUAUUACGGUAAUAAAACUGUUCUAAUUCUGUGCUGUUUGGUACUCCUAUGUUAUAACCAUAUUUUUGUACUCCAAACUAUUUUAUAUAACUCGUGUGCCUGAUGUAAAUGCGUGCACAGAAAAUACAAUCAAGGGCCGCAUUAUAAACCUUCAGUGUAACUGAUUGCACUUAAUCUUUUAUAAGCCAGAAGCAUUAGCUGAAAUCCUUGAGAGGAGAGAUGCUUUUCCAGAGGGAAGGAACUGCUCACGUGAAGGGUUUGUGGGAUGUGACUGUGAUUUGUCGAUGCGAGGACAGCGGAGAAAGCGCGUUGUAUUUUUACAGUCUGAUAUAGGACAGAUUAAGACCCUGGCUAUCUGAUGUGCAGUGCUGGAAGUCCAAGCAUAAAUAAAAGAAAGAGAAAGAAAA